Messenger RNA from Trichomonas vaginalis G3, 1293 nucleotides. Its product is annotated as protein phosphatase regulator protein. Gene Ontology annotation, biological process: signal transduction. Gene Ontology annotation, cellular component: protein phosphatase type 2A complex. Lineage: Eukaryota; Parabasalia; Trichomonadida; Trichomonadidae. The record is from RefSeq and is a predicted model, not a curated record. Gene Ontology annotation, molecular function: protein phosphatase regulator activity. The transcript has a single exon. The coding region runs from base 1 to 1293 and encodes 430 amino acids.
AUGAAGCUAGCAUCAAAGUUACAAAUCCCCAGUGAAAUUAAUGGUCCAGACUUAUCUGUAGCUGAAAGACCCCUUCCUGAUUCAUUUUCACCUCAAUUUGUUACUAUAUUCGCUGCAAAAGCCAGCGUGGCCACAACAGAAUUAGAGCAACCCGUAGACAUUGAAUCGCCAAUCUUCAAAUUCAAGUCGCAGUGCAUGUCUGACAUAUGCAAAUACCUUGAUAAUGAUAAAGCAGAUGUUCCAGAAGAUCUAAGAACCAUGAUUGUCAAUAUUAUUGCGGCAAAUUGCAUAAGAAAAUUACCUUUUGUACCAAAAGAGCAAAUGUACCUCGACGAUUUUACUUUCCCUGCAUAUUCAAUGCCAUUACAUCCAACAAUUGGUUAUUCUAUACUAAUUAGAUUUUUCCAAUUAUAUCCUGCAGAUAAUUCAUUUACGGUGACGUUUUUGCGUAGAUUAAUAGAUAUGACAGCUUCUUUCGAUGGAACAGAACGAGAAAUGUUGAUUUUGUUCUUUACUCACAUAUUAAAGGCAAAACCUGAUGUAGUUCAUGGCGUUAUAGGUAGAAUUGAGGAGCUAAUCGUUGAUUUCAUGUCCACAGGUCUCUGCCCAACAAGAAUCUGGGCCUGUAUGAAAAUUUUAAAUCAAUACUUCGUCAGCAUUGAUCCAUCAAUGUUUUCUGACUUCUUCUUGCAAAUUAUAGCUCCCUUAUGUAAUCAUGACUUCUUUACUUUCUUUGAUUUACAAUAUUCAGAAAUGAGUGUUCUUUUCCCUGAACACGGAGCUUCUGUUGUUGAUAUAAUGCUGAAACACUGGCCAAGACAAAGUAUCCCUAAGCAGGUAUCGUUUAUUUUCAAUAUUAUGAUCAUUUUACCGAAUUUGGAAGAAGAAGAAGUUAAUGCGUUGACUCCACCUUUCUUUAAGAUUCUUGCUGAAUGCAUUAACAUGCAUAGUCCAAGAUUGGCCCUGACGGCUAUCAAUAUUUGGACAAAUGACGAAGGAGCAGAUUUUGUCGCAAGAAUGAAGAAUUUAAUCUUCCCAUACUACGCACCAGCCAUCUUCCAGGCCAUGGAAAAGCACUGGAAUGAAGACGUAAGGGCUGCAGCUACUGAUACUUCCUCAUUUUUGAUGACAAUUGAUGAAGAACUUGCCCUGGCCGCAACUACAGCCGAUAAUAUUAAAUCAGAGGCUGAUACUAUGGAAAAUUGGUUGAUGAUGGCCCAAGCAGCUUCUGAAAAAUCUGGAAUUGAUAUUUCAGGUUUUGAUGCAAAGGUAAGAUCGACUUUCCUUAGAUGA